Physcomitrium patens is the source of this 1261-nucleotide messenger RNA. RefSeq names its product protein YCF54, chloroplastic. The record is from RefSeq and is a predicted model, not a curated record. NCBI's taxonomy places the organism in Eukaryota, Viridiplantae, Streptophyta, Bryopsida, Funariales, Funariaceae.
AGUAUUUUGUUAGCUUAGCAUUUUCUCGCAACCUCGCAUCGCUCUUAUCGCCAUAGCCACCAGGUCCAGCUCAAGGGGAAGCGCUGUGUCAGCAUUUGAGCUCUAUCAAGGUUGACAGCGCUAUGGCGUGCACAAGAGUAGCAGCGGUCGCGGCAGAUUCGCCUGGUCUGCACGUUUGCGAGGCCGGAUCCAGGGCUUCCACCAGCAGCUUGUCGCCGAGAGCCUCCAUUGAGCACGUGAGGCUCUCGCCACGCGCUCUCACUCUCAAUGAGUCCGUAAAUAAGAUUCAGAUAUUCAGUGGUAGGCAGAGUGGUUACGAUGGAGUGAGGAGAAUCCAGCCAAUUCGAGCGCAAGCUGUGGAUAACGAGCUGGAAUCAAAUGGGACUUCUGCUACUGCUACUUCGCAGAAGACUACCUUCUUCUACUUGGUUGCGAAUGCAAAGUUUAUGUUGGAUGAUGAAGAGCACUUCCAAGAGCAAAUGCAAGAGAAGUUGCGUAUGUACGGAGAGCGUAACAAGGAACAAGAUUUCUGGAUAGUGCUUGAACCUGAGUUCCUCGACAAGCAACCAGAGGUUGCCAAGCGAGUGGGCAGACCGGCUGUUGCACUCGUGUCGACUGACAAAGUUUGGAUCACGUUCAUGAAGCUGAGGUUGGACAGAGUGCUGAAAGGAGAACUUAUUGUGAAUUCUGCAGACGAAGCAUUGACAGGCAAGCUGACCACUGUUACGUUUGAACGACCAGCAAAGUGGAUUGCCCCUUACCCCAAAUACGAGGGUGACUGGUGGACUCCGUUCCUGUACAAGAAGAACUAGACCGUUGUUCUUUUUAAAUAUAUCGCAUUUUGAACUUUCAGUCCCUUUCGUUCUAGUCUUGUUGCUGCAGACUCGGGGAUUAUCAACAUUAUGCGGGUGACUCCGUGCUGAACUAGAUCAUUUAGAUCAAAGGUCCAAGAGCUCGUGAGUGUGGAUAGUAAGACAGUGAAUACGAGUGCGAGAACUGAUAGGAACUAGACAGAGGUAGUAGAGGAGCAUCACAAAGACGUGUAGGCUUCAGCCUUGGUGUUGUGUCGAGAAUCAUUAGGGCUUACAAAGGUUUCUUCUAGGGUCUCAAGGAUGCCGACGAAUCAGAAAGGCUUUGGCCAGGACCUCUCUUUGAGCACAUUUUUUACCCUCCUGCUCUGAAUGAUCUCAACUAUUAUACUGGAGAAUCAAUUGAGAUUCACAUUAAAUAAUCGCACUAUAACAAGUCCAGUGUUUGCUCA